GGCACGUGGGUUAAUGAUUUUAAUUUGUAAUAUGAUUCUUGAUUUGACUUCUUCUGUUAGCUAUUUGUGAUUUUAACAAAUUAUUUUGACAAAUAUUAAUUUAAUUCAUGAAGUAAUAAAGAAUAUAUAUUAAUAUAUUUAAUAGUCUUUUUGAAAAAUAAAACGAUGGAAUCUAAAGUUAAUUUUCAUGAAAUGGACAUCGAUGAUCGGAUACUCAAGGCUAUUGCUAAUAACGGGUGGACAGAACCCACAUUGGUGCAAGAACGAGCCAUUCCGCUUAUGUUAGAAGGCAAAGACAUGUUGUUAAGAGCAAGGACGGGAUCUGGUAAAACCGCGGCAUUUGUAAUACCAGUAUUACAGAAAAUAUUAAAAUCCAAAGAAUUAAAUCCGGAUCAGUAUAACACAAAAGCCUUGAUUCUGGCUCCGAGCAAAGAACUCUGUAAUCAAAUUUAUAAAAAUAUACUUCAGUUAGCAAUGAAGUGCUCUAGAAUAAUUUGUUGUGUAGAUAUAUCUGGACAAAUAGAUAUGAAAGAACAGAAGCCGUUAUUGAUUACACCGCCUGACAUAAUUGUGUCCACUCCGGCAAGAGCGUUGCUUCAUUUGCAAGCCAAAAAUAUAUCUCUCGACGAUCUUCAAACGAUAAUCGUCGACGAAGCGGAUUUAGUUUUUUCUUUCGGUUACGAAGAAGAGAUUAAAGAAACAGUCAAGUAUUUACCAAAAGUCUAUCAAGCGGUGUUAGCCAGUGCCACACUCUCUGAAAAUGUUUUAGAAUUAAAAAAGUUGUUAUUGCACAAUGCUGUUAUUUUGAAAUUACAAGAACCAGACCUGGCACCGUUAUCACAGUUGACGCAUUAUAAACUCAACGCCCAAGAAGAAGACAAAGCUGUUAUAUUGUAUUGUUGUUUCAAGCUGAAGCUCGUCAAAGGGAAGACGAUUGUUUUCGUCAAUACGGUCGAUAAAUGUUACAAGUUGAAAUUGUUUUUGGAACAAUUUGGCAUUCAUACUUGUGUUUUGAAUUCUGAACUUCCUGCUAGCUGUCGUUAUCAUACCAUUUGUCAGUUUAACGAUAACGUAUACGACAUAAUUAUUGCGUCUGACGAAAAAUUUAUGGACGAAGAACAAACGAAAGAAGAAACGACCAACCAAACUAGCAAACGUAAACACGAUAAAGAAUUCGGAGUGGCCAGGGGAAUCGAUUUUCAAUUUGUGUCCGUUAUAAUCAACUAUGAUUUUCCAUUGGACGUAUAUUCUUACAUUCACAGAGUUGGUCGCACAGCCAGAGGUAAAAACAAGGGUACGGCUAUCUCAUUUUGUAAUAUUAGAGAACAAAAUAUGUUGAACGAUGUGGAAAAAUAUAUAAAACAAGGUACAUCGGAAAAAAAUGAUGUAUUUCUUCCGUUCAACUUCAAACUCGAAGAAGUCGAAGGAUUCAGAUAUCGAGCGAAGGACGCUUGGCGAGCUGUCACUAAAAUUGCAGUGCGAGAGGCCCGUCUUAAGGAAAUCAAACACGAGAUGCUUAACUCUAAAAAACUUAAAAGGUAUUUUCAAGAGAAUCCUCGAGAUUUAUUGUCGUUAAGGCACGAUAAAGCAUUGCACACUGUGAAACUACAAGACCACAUGGCUGACGUUCCUGAUUAUAUGGUUCCGGCAUCGUUAAAAGAAUUUCUACACACGCAACAAGAAGAAGAUGAGAACGUGAAAAAUUCGAGAAAAAAAGACAAAGACUAUUAUAAGAAAUUACAAUCGGGAUACAAAAAAUAUCAAACGAAAAAAAAGAAUCCUUUAGUCGGAAUGGAAUAUACUGGAUUAAAAAAAAUGUAAAAUAAACUCUGCGUACGAUUAUUAAA
Messenger RNA from Adelges cooleyi (spruce gall adelgid), 1847 nucleotides. It is a transcript of the gene Hlc, whose product is annotated as probable ATP-dependent RNA helicase DDX56. Lineage: Eukaryota; Metazoa; Arthropoda; Insecta; Hemiptera; Adelgidae. The transcript has 9 exons. The record is from RefSeq and is a predicted model, not a curated record. Gene Ontology annotation, cellular component: nucleolus. The coding region runs from base 166 to 1821 and encodes 551 amino acids. Gene Ontology annotation, molecular function: ATP binding; RNA helicase activity; nucleic acid binding.